Molecule: messenger RNA, 2097 nt
Organism: Elaeis guineensis (African oil palm)
Lineage: Eukaryota; Viridiplantae; Streptophyta; Magnoliopsida; Arecales; Arecaceae
Source: RefSeq, a predicted model, not a curated record
AGCAUGGAGAUUGAUCAAGCUCAUGGCUCGACCAACCUCGGUGCUUACUUCCCUAACAACAAUUCUGUGCUAUUUAGUUUACUAAGGACGAAGUCGGUUCGAAGUAAAGAAGCAGAAGAGAGGACCGCAUGGCUGCGAUCUCAGCUGAUCGGAACCGGCCUGGAGUUCGACACCCCAUUUGGAAAGCGCCUUCUCACAUAUGCCGAUCACACAGCAUCAGGGAGGUGUUUGCAGUACAUUGAGAACUAUAUCAUCCAAGAAGUCCUCCCUGCCUAUGGGAACACCCACACAGAUGAUAGCUUUGUGGGAAGCAAGACCACAAGGAUGGUUCACAAAGCCACAGAGUACAUUAAGCGAUGCAUGGGAGGAGGACCCAACGAGGCACUCAUAUUUUGUGGCUCAGGCUCCUCUGCGGCCAUCAAGCGCCUCCAAGAGGUGAUCGGCAUUGCGGUGCCUUCGAUCAUGCGAGAGAGAUUACUGCAGAGCCUGAGGGAUGAGGAAAGAUGGGUAGUCUUUGUAGGGCCAUACGAGCAUCACUCCAACCUCCUCUCAUGGCGUCAAAGCCUUGCAGAGGUGGUGGAGAUAGGCUUGGAUGAGAGGGGCCUUCUCAACAUGGAGGCCUUGAAGCUCGAGCUCAUGUCCCCAAAGUAUGCUAACCGUCCUCUGCUGGGCUCCUUCUCGGCCGGCAGCAAUGUCACCGGAAUCCUCACUGAUACCCGGGCUUUGGCUCGCCUUCUUCACCAACAUGGAGCCUUUGCAUGCUUCGACUUUGCUGCAAGUGGCCCAUACGUGGAAAUUGACAUGCGAUCUGGAGAUAUAGAAGGAUAUGAUGCAGUUUUCCUCAGUCCACACAAGUUUAUUGGGGGCCCUGGAACUCCUGGCAUCCUUCUGAUGAACAAAGACCUGUAUCAGCUGGGGUCUUCUCCACCUUCAACUUGUGGAGGUGGUACUGUUGCUUAUGUCAAUGGCUUCGAUGAGAAGGAUACGCUAUACUAUGAUCAUAUUGAAGAGAGGGAAGACAGUGGAACUCCACCCAUCAUCCAAAAGGUCAGAGCUGCAUUGGCCUUCUGGGUGAAAGAGUACAUAGGCCAUGACUUCAUUGAUCUCCAAGAGAGACUUUAUGCUGAGACAGCACUGAGAAGGUUCCUACCCAACAAAAAUAUUGUAGUACUAGGCAACAAGCAUGUCAAGCGACUCCCGAUCUUCUCCUUCCUUGUGUACACUCCCAUGAAUUCCUCAAGUAAUGAAGCAUAUGGUCCUAGAACUAGUAAUGGAGUAAUGAGAGAAGCUUAUAGGUGGUCAGAGGUAGAGAACAACAAAGGCAAGCCCCUCCAUGGGCGCUUCGUCGCGAAGCUACUUAAUGACCUCUUUGGCAUCCAGGCUCGCGGCGGGUGUGCUUGUGCCGGUCCCUAUGGUCACUAUCUCCUUGAAGUAGAUGAGAAACUUUCUCUUCACAUUCGAUCAGCUAUCCUGAAGGGGUACAGUGGAUUGAAACCUGGAUGGACUAGAAUUAGCUUCCCAUACUACAUGUCCAAAGAAGAGUUUGCAUUCAUCCUUGCUUCACUUGAGUUCAUCGCAAUGUACGGUCAUCGAUUCCUCCCUCUGUAUCAAUUUGAUUGGGUGACAGGGGAUUGGACUUUUCGGAAGCGUGUGUUCAAGUAUCAUCUGAUGAAGGAAGAACUAGCCCUUGCAUCGCUUGACUUCUUGGUGGAGAAUGGUAUUGGUGCAAAGGAAGAGAAGGCAGGGAAUCUGGAGGCAGGAGGUAAUGAGAGCUCCAAGACAACAAGUGUUGCUCAAAGAUUUGAGAGUUAUUUGGAGAGUGCAAGAAGCAUUGCCCUUUCCCUUCCAGAGAACCCUCAUCCAAGCAGUGUUCCAGAAGACAUAGAUCCAAGCCUAAUCCUUUUCAGAAUCUAAUGAGCUCUGUAAUUUAUAUGUAACAGACUCUUUUUUGAAUAUAAAAAAAAAGAGUAAAACUAUAAAAUGAGGCUAGUAUUUUUGCAGUUCAUCAAAGUCCAUGGGGAAAUAUCCCCUAUAGUAGCUAGUAGGGGUGAGCCUAGCAAGAUUUGGAGUGUGUGAAAGGCUUCAGUAAGCUUCAGG